AUGAUUUUAUUAACUGCUCAAUAUGAAACUCCCAAGCAGGUUGGUAUCAUCGGGAAAUACGGGACCCGCUAUGGUGCCUCCCUCCGGAAAAUGGUGAAGAAAAUUGAAAUCAGCCAGCAUGCCAAGUACUCCUGCUCCUUCUGUGGAAAGACCAACAUGAAGAGACAAGCUGUUGGCAUCUGGCACUGUGGUUCCUGCAUGAAAACAGUGGCUGGUGGGGCCUGAACCCACAACACGACUUCUUCGUCCGCCAUCAGAAGACUGAAGGAACUGAAAGACCAGUAGAACCAUACUGUUUGAGACCUGCCUGCUCUCU
Messenger RNA from Onychomys torridus (southern grasshopper mouse), 316 nucleotides. RefSeq names its product 60S ribosomal protein L37a-like. Gene Ontology annotation, biological process: translation. The record is from RefSeq and is a predicted model, not a curated record. Gene Ontology annotation, molecular function: structural constituent of ribosome. Gene Ontology annotation, cellular component: ribosome. Lineage: Eukaryota; Metazoa; Chordata; Mammalia; Rodentia; Cricetidae.